Messenger RNA from Dipodomys spectabilis (banner-tailed kangaroo rat), 871 nucleotides. It is a transcript of the gene Pxmp2, whose product is annotated as peroxisomal membrane protein 2. The record is from RefSeq and is a predicted model, not a curated record. Gene Ontology annotation, cellular component: cytoplasm; membrane. Bases 54 to 641 code for a protein of 195 amino acids. The transcript has 5 exons. Lineage: Eukaryota; Metazoa; Chordata; Mammalia; Rodentia; Heteromyidae.
CCCUGCGCCCGCCGCGGGGUCGGAGUCCAGAGCGGCUCCGGGAAGCGACGGCGAUGGCACCGGCGGCGUCUCGGCUGCGGGCCGAGGCCGCGCUCGGGGCGCUCCCGCGGCGCGCGCUCGCCCGGUACCUGCUGCUUCUGCGGCGGUACCCGGUGCUCACCAAGGCGGCCAGCAGCGGCAUUUUGUCAGCACUUGGGAAUCUCUUGGCCCAGAUGAUUGAGAAGAAGCAGAGGAAAAAAAACUCUCAAAAUCUAGAUGUCUGUGGGCCUCUCAGAUAUGCAGUUUAUGGGUUCUUUGUGACAGGACCACUGAGCCACUACUUCUACCUCUUCAUGGAACACUGGAUCCCUCCCGAGGUGCCUCUGGCCACGGUCAAGAGGCUCCUGCUAGACCGUCUGCUCUUCGCACCAGCCUUCCUGAUGCUGUUCUUCCUCUUCAUGAACCUGCUGGAGGGGAAGGGUGCUGAUACCUUCGCUGCCCGGGUGAAGAGUGGCUUCUGGCCUGCGCUUCGGAUGAACUGGAGGGUGUGGACACCCGUGCAGUUUAUUAACAUCAACUACGUACCUCUGCAGUUCCGAGUGCUCUUUGCCAACCUGGCAGCUUUGUUCUGGUAUGCCUACCUGGCCUCUCUGAGGAAGUGACUUCACAUGCACUAUGGACAGAGACCUGGGGGAAUCACCUGCUGGGGGGGGGGGGGGCUUCACCUAAUUCUAAAUCCUGAUUCAAGACCCUUCAGAAUCACAGGAGGAGAAACAAAUGUCAAUGUCAGCACGUGGUGCUUUAGAAAGGCAGCAGCUGACUUGGAAAGCAGAAGGACUUCAGCUGUCACCUUCAACCAGAUGAGGGUCACAAUAAAGGGUGAUGCAGCUGC